CUUCUUACUCUUCCCUCUGUCCCCAGUUCUUCUCCCUUCUCCACUUCUUUCUCUCACACACACAAGCCCGCCAAGUAAAAAAAGACCUUUUUUGUUGCAUCAGAGUGAACUCAACUAUCCUGUUCUUCCCCUGUUUCAUCUCACAGAGUUUUCUCUGUUCUGCCUCUGGCAUUUUGAGUACCUUUUAUCGUCAUGUCGAUGACUGAGUUCCAAAAGUUGCAGUCAUGUCUUAAUUCUCAGCUCGUAGAGCAGAGGACUCUGAAGGUCAAACCGAGCUCACCACAGUCUCCCUUCUCUCAAUUGCUUGGAUUCAACAUAAAGUCCUCCAUUUUAGAUUCCAACACUCAGGAAUCCGAAGAGAAAUGUCACUACGAGCAAUACAGCGAGAAGAAUAGCUAUCCUUCUAACAACUAUGUCUCCCCAAAUCAUAACUCGGGUUGCUGGAGCUUCAUCCAAGCACUCUCCAAUACCUCCCAAAAUCCCAAAGAAGUAGUGGACACAGAAAAGUCCUCUUUCUAUCCUGAGGUCAAGUAUUCACUUAGCCAAAGGAGCUUGGAAUUGUGCACUGAAAAUUUGGGCAGCGAGACGGGUUCCGAUAUGUUUGAGAGCAGCAUUUUCUCAUCUUCCUUGUUGGGUUCCAAUGGUGGGGAUUAUCCAAUGAGAGACCAACCAAAAAGUCGACGCUCUUCAAGGUUGGAAAAACAGAAUUCUCCUAAUUUUCCUCCUCCAUUGACGACGUUAAGCGGAUAUGAACCUCUUGAAAUCAGGCCUCAUCGUGAGGAUGGGCGGUUAGUGAUGAAAGCAGUUGCAGCCUCAUCACCACACUCAUAUUUUCAAGCUGAAAGAAGUGAUGGACGUCUUAGACUGUGCCUACUGAAUUAUCGUGCUCAUGAUUUUGACUCCGAGGAUGCUGCCGAAGAAAGUGAGGGCGAAAAUGGAGACAGCGAAAGAGAUAGCUUUGAAAAUGGGGGAGAGACUGCAGAGAAAGAAGAGGAAGAGCAGGAUUAUGCGGAAGAGGAGGGGGAAGAAGAUUGUGAUGGAUGCUUGAGGGUGGGAGUGGAUAGUGCUAGUCUGGAUUUUGGGGUUGAAAUGGGAAUGAAGAAAUUUCAUAGGCCGAGCAGGUGCAAAGCAGGAAGAUGUGGAGAAGAAAAAUUGUUAACUUGGGAGUCUUUUUGGGUGGCUACUUCCUAAUGCUUUGUUUUUUAUCUCUCUCAAUUAAGAUACCACAAUUUUUAAUUCCAUUCUACUCAUCCUCUGCUGCUGCGCUUUUUUGGAAAAUCACUUGUUUCAUAGAAUAUGCUUGUGUUGGGUAGUUAUUAUCGUUAUUUUAUCUUUCCUCUUUCUCUGCCCCCGAGACAAACAUGUCCACUGCCUGUUUUGUUAUCAGUGUUGUAAUUUCUUCUUUUCUUCAUCCUCCAGUGAUCAUUUCAUUUUGGGUUUGUGGCUAACCUGACACUGUUCUUCAGACUCUUGAGACAAAGGAGAGAUGGUCAAUUCUUCCUAUUGUUGGUGGGUUAACCCAUCUGAGCACAAUCUCAUGUUGUACCAGACUAAUUUUCAAGUUUAGUCAUUUUAAUUUUAAAUGAACUUUACUCAA
Messenger RNA from Malania oleifera, 1597 nucleotides. RefSeq names its product protein FANTASTIC FOUR 3-like. Lineage: Eukaryota; Viridiplantae; Streptophyta; Magnoliopsida; Santalales; Ximeniaceae. Bases 193 to 1191 code for a protein of 332 amino acids. The record is from RefSeq and is a predicted model, not a curated record. The transcript has a single exon.